Bufo bufo (common toad) is the source of this 9567-nucleotide messenger RNA. RefSeq names its product cilia and flagella associated protein 47 (gene CFAP47). Bases 70 to 9567 code for a protein of 3165 amino acids. The record is from RefSeq and is a predicted model, not a curated record. The transcript has 65 exons. Gene Ontology annotation, molecular function: protein binding. NCBI's taxonomy places the organism in Eukaryota, Metazoa, Chordata, Amphibia, Anura, Bufonidae.
UCGUUUACCUUAGUGACUGGAGGCUGCGACUUGGAGAGGAAAGCGUGUUCCAUCAGUCCACAGCCCGCCAUGGAAGAAUUACUUGACAAGACAUUAGGAGUGAGGAUUGCUCCCGGUCUUCUCCAUUUCAUGGAUGUCUUCGUUGGAAGGACUUACCAAGCCAAUAUCUCUGUGCAAAACAUUAGUCAUGUGGCUAAAGCAAUCAAAAUACAUGGAGCAAGCGACCCCCAGUUUACACUAUAUGUACAAAAUCCAGAGAAGCCUGUAGCACCCGGGCUUCAAGUGACAGCAUCUGUGGAAUAUCGUCCCUCCAAAAAGGAAGACAUUCAUGACAAGCUACUGGUUGUGGUUGAUAAUGACGUCAUUGAGGUGCCUUUAUUAGGUUUCACCCCUUCCUGCUGUCUAGAAAUUGACCCAGAAGUAAAUUUUGGCGACCUGGUUGCAAAUAGUAAAGUGAUCUACAAGGAGAUUGCAGUUACAAACCACGGUUCUUCUCCAGGUACUUUUAAAAUAAAAUACAGUGGGCACUUUCCGAUCACUAUAUCUCCCACCAGUGGUAUAGUUGAGCCGAAAAAAAUGCAAAUAAUUAAAGUGGACCUCUGUACAGACAUCCCUUCUGUCUUUGAAGAAACUGCUAAAGUGAAAUUACAAGGUCAUGAGGAGCAGCUCUUGAAGAUAAAAGGAAAUAUAGUCAACCAGAAUUUAGAACUGCUAGACCUCUCUGGAAAACCUCUAAAAUGCCUUCACUUUGGAUCUGUCUACUUUGGAACCUCAAAAAUUCACAAAGCAGUGAUUUAUAAUGAUAGCCCUGAGACAAUAAGUUGGGUGUCGGUCUUGGAUGAUAAUGCCGUGGGUGCUGAACUGGGCACCAAUAUUCUAGAAAGCACAGAUGCUGCUCUGCAAGACAUGGACUACAGAACCAGGAUGAGUGAUAGAGAAGUCUCUAGUAUUCUUACCUGCUGCCCCAAUGAAGGAGUUCUUUUACCGUUCCAGAAAACCACCUUUACAGUCUGUUUUAGUCCCAAGCAAUUUGAUGAAGCCAUCAGAAGAAAUGAUGUUCCAUCUCAGCAGGAUUAUGCUCUGUUUAUGAGGUUUGAGCCCAUUGGAAGUAAGGAUGGAUUCCUGCAAUCAGAUGCAGACAGUAGAGGGCAUCGUAAAGGACAACAGAAAGGUCACGUGGAGUUGGCCGUUACUGGUUCUGCUUUUCCAGUCGCAUUAACAUUCAGCCCAGGAACAGUGUACAAUUUUAAGGAAUGCUUGAUUGGUGAAAGGAUCGAUAUUCAUUGCUCACUAAAAAAUGAAUCUCAGUUCCUCCCUGCGGUGUUUAGCUUUCACAAGAUUUCCCAUUUUCAUAUCUCUCCGGCUAAUGGAAAGAUAGAAGCAGGACGUUCUCAGGAAGUGAUGUUUUCAUUUGUACCACAUCAAGGAGGAACCUUUAACGUGAAACAAGUUGUAGAUAUUCUGGGUCCCACAUCGGAUGAUAAUUUGCCACCUUUGAAAAUGAAAGCCUUUCAUCAGAAAAAGCUCAGUUUUACAGCAGUCUGCAAACCUUUAACCAAGAAAAUUGUCAUGAAAAUAAACCCAGGUAUCACACCUAUGAUUAGUAACCCCACCGGACAUUUUGUCCAAGUGGCACCCCAGGAAACUGCAGUAUUCACUGGAUCCACCCGUGCAGCUACUUUGAAGGCAGACAAAGUACAAAUCCAUGACCAUCAGAACACAAGCUGUGUAGAUAAAAAUGUGAUGGUGGCAUUUCCAAAUGAUCGUGCCGCAAGUAUACGGCCCAGUGAUCGCAAUACUCAUUACAGGACUAUUUUCACCAAAGUUGAAAGAUAUAAUUACGUGGAUCCUGAUUAUGCAUAUACAGAAGAUGAAGAAAAGUUAAAGGAAGCUCACAAGGAUUAUUAUACUAAUUAUAUCAAGAACAGGAGAGAAAAUCGUCUGCAAGAAGAGAACGAUAGGGAAUUUCAAGAAGUUAGUAAUGAUUUUGAUAUUGGCAUCACCCCAGCAGCUGGGUUUCAGACACCAAGUACUUCAGUUUUUGAGCACUUUAAUAAGCAACGGCAAACUAAAUCAACUCCCAUGAAUAAGGGUCGUAUGCUGACCACUCGCCAACUUGCUGCUGAAGAGUCUACAUCCAUAACACGAGAAAUUAAUGAAGGUCUCAAUGCAUUGCCCCACACUGCAACAGAGAAGGAAGACUGCAGUCUUAUCCUGACACCUCAGCAACUUCACCACGUAGUUAUCGGUCCUUCUUCAAUAGAUUUUGGAGAAGUCUGUGUUAACUCCACAUCAGUUAAAGAAAUGAAUAUCAUCAAUAGUCUCCCCACGUACAUCUGGGUUCAGGUAGAGAUUGAUUGCGACGAGCUGCAGCAAACCAGCCCACUUUCUCAUGUUGUGCCGCCAAUGUCAAAGACGGAGAUCCCAGUAGUCUUUGAGACAAAUACAUUGGGGAAAUUUAAAAAGUCAAUUUCUUACACCGUGAAUAACAAGCACAUUGGAUGUAUCUUAGUAACUGCAAGAGCAGUUCCCAUUGCCCUUGAGCUGUCUUCUCACGAGCUGGUUCUGAAACCCAACAACGACUUCUUAGCCGAAACAGGAUUUAGAUCGUCCAUAAGAUUGUAUAAUCGCAGAAAUCAUGCUGCUGAAUUUAGCUGGAAGCCAAUCAUAACCGAAAAGGGAAUUGCUUUUUCAAUACGUCCUGCAAGAGGCAUCGUUGAUGCUUAUGAAGACCUUGAAUGUGAAGUUGUAUGGCAUCCAGGAUUCAGCUCACCAGACGUUGGGGAAUUAAAUUUGUGUGUACAGCGAAGUACACACAAGCUCAAAUGCAUUGCAGAGCUUGGAUCCACAAAUGUCCAGUUUACUGAACAAAGGAUUCUUUUCCAUCGUGCUCCGCUUGGACUAUCAACCAUUAAGACGGCGAUUAUUCAGAACACUGGAGCAAACCAUGCAUACUUUCAGGUUGUAGAUAUUAGUCCAUUGCCUGGAAUGACAAUUACUCCUUCACAAGGAGUAGUCCCUGUUGGAGGCCACGCUGCUCUCACAAUCUUCUUCACACCAAGGGCAGUCAUUAAGUUUGACACUAGAAUUGAAGUAUCAGUUCGUAACGCAAAGACUCUAGCACUGAGAAUUGGAGGAUCGGUUGUGCCACCAGAAGUAGACAUUUCUGUUAGUUCAUUCCUUUUUCCUGGUGUGUAUGUGAAUUCUACCCAAGCUAUACCAUUUAUGCUUCAGAAUAAAGGGGUGGCUCGUGCAAGAGUAGAAUUUGAUCUUUCAAAAUAUGAAGAUUUUUAUUUGACAUUCAAAGAAGAUGCAGCGGUUGAAGUUGACCCACUAUAUCCUCAGUUAUAUACUUUGGAUUUAGAAGAGAAGGAGGCUCUUGAAUGUUCUCUACAUUUCAGUCCGAAGGAAGUGGCAGCCUAUGACUUUCAGCUUCCAGUAAAUAUCAACUUCACCGGUGGAUUAUCUGACGCUGACAGCUCUGCUCCUGUCACCCCCACCCAUUCCGAAAAGCAUAUUGUUAUUCCAAGGCCUCAACUGGUGAAUGUCAUCACUCCAGCCUGUAAAGUAAAUGCUACUGUUUUACAGCAGAUCCUCCGACUCUCCACUAAUCACAUUGCAUUUGAAUUACCGUCUGGGGUGUUUGAUCUUGGCAUUGCAGAUGACACUUUAUCCUCUCAGGUAUUUGAGCUAAGCAACAUUUCAAAGAAACGAGUGUCAUGGAGGUUCAAUCUUGAUCAAACUUUGGAAACUCUGAAAAAUGGAAUCUUCAAGUUCAGUAAGCGGUCAGGUGCACUUGAUCCAGGAGAAACAAAUCGGAUUAAUGUUUAUUUUUGCCCUGAUAAACCAGGAAAUUACACCGCUGAAAUUCCAGUAAUCUUAAAUGACAACCCAGAUACUCUUUUUAUACCUCUCCAUCUAUUUGGUAGCUCCAAAAAACCAGUUAUAACCUUUGACCCUCCACUUGUUAUACUAACUCCUGUGCCUUUGGACACAGAAGUCGAAGCAGUGGUUGAUGUCAUGCCAGCUAACUAUAACAGGUCAUCCAUAUUAAAAGUGGAAAUUCCAGAGGUGGAACUUGAGAACAGUGAAAGAAAAAAGGUGUUUUCUGUAUAUUUUCCCAAUGGACAGACUAUUUCAGGCUCUAGUCAUUUGGAUGAAAAAAUUGUUUGCAAAAUAGCAUUCAAAUCCCCGACUCCAGUCUCUUGUUUGGCCGACCUGUUAUUCACAGAUGAAUAUAACAACCAGUUCCGCCUCCAGGUUGCCGCUGUUGCUGAAAACUGCAUAUUGACUGCUUACCCAUACCUAGCAUAUCAUCGCACAGAUCAAGUCAUUUUAAAAAGUGGUCAUAAUGGAAAUAACGGGAAAAAUGGUGGCAUGGCGGAAGCUGUUCUACGUCCUUGCCACAUCCCGGAAACACCCUCUCAGAGCACAUCUUCCAGUUCCCUUGGGGCUGUUACAAGUUCCACAUAUGAAGAAUCUGUCUCCGAAGAUGACAACAUGCCGGGUAAUGAAAGAACACAAACGCGGGAUGAGGAGAAUCAGUAUGAAGGAAUAAAGAGCAAGCUGGAGCUCUCCUUUUAUCCCGAAGAAGACUCUGAAGAAUGGAUGUUUUAUCGGAAAGUUCUCACUACAGUACAAACCUGGUUUAGCUUGUUUGGAUGGGCUAGUGGCUGCAAUCCCAUUACUAUUCCACAAUCUCUAUGGAGUGGUGUAUGCAAAGUCAAGUUGUCAAAGUCUGAAGGAAAGGCACCGAAAACAAUAAAUCUUGGCAAGCAGACAAAAACCAUUUAUGACAUGCUGUUCUACCUGAGUGGACAGAUGCUACCUGGAAUUACUGCAAGCCAGUCAUUGCCCUCUGAUCCCACAGAAAGAGUCCUACAGCUUCACUGGCAGCAUGCGACGCUGCUCACUUUUCUCAAAAACCAGGGAGCAUCUCUUUCUCACAUCAAACCUGAGUAUCUUUUUGAGCCUCUUGAUUAUGAAAGAUGGAUGCAAGUGCAGGUUCAGAUUCAAAAGCUUCAGCAUUUAAAUGAGAAGACUGCUGAUCAUAUGGAAAUCAAUUUGCUUCAUUUAAAUAACAGCGUAUUUCAGUCUGUGAGUAAACGUGUAUGGACUGACAUACUGUUACAGAUAUACAAGGUGUUCAUCCUUUCACGCGUUACACAGAGAAAGAAUGAUGAUGACAAUGUGAUAGAUUGCAUGCCAAAAAUCAGUUCAGAACCAUUAUCAAGCAACAUAUAUUCAACUUCAGAGAUAAUUCUUCUUACUUGGCUCAAUGUCCAUUAUGAAAAGAUGAGAAAAGUGGCAUGGAGAAAUUGUAAAAAAGGUGACAUACCACCCACGAGAUGGAUUAUGAACUUUGAUAAAGACCUUUUGGACGGCCUUGUUCUCGCUGCUCAGGUGGCAGCAUAUUGUCCAUAUCUUAUUUUAACUCACUUCAUAAGUAUGUACACCAACCCAGAGACGCCAGAGCAGUGUCUACACAAUUGUCUGAUUCUAGUCAGUGCAUUCCGGGUUGUCGGUCUUAACAUUGAUAUACAGGCCACAGACAUAUGUGAUCCAAACCCAGUGACAAUGCUGAUGUUGUGUGUAUACCUACAUGAAAACCUUCCCCUUUAUGUUCCUAAGAAGACAAUUACGUUUGAUGGGGCUCUUCACCAAACAAUUUCACGCCAGGUCCGCCUAAAAAAUCCAAGCAGCAAGCCGCUAACGUACCAGGCUACAAUUGUAGGUCGAGAGUCAGCUGAUUUCUUAUUGCCUAAAGAAAACACAAUAAAGAUUGCCCCAAAAAGCCAAGUGGAUGUGACUGUAGAGUAUAAGAGUCGCUUCUUACACCCAGCUGAAGCAACCAUGUUACUGGCAGCUAAGCCUAUCAGUGGAGCAGGCGGUACUACGUUGUCUUUCUCUCUUCAAUCAAGAUUGACUGAUUUAGCUCCAACUGUCCAGCUGAAGCAGGAAUCUCCAUGCUAUGAGUUGGAAAAGAUCUGUUUAUCCGUUGAAAGUCCUUACAAACGCCAUGGAAAAUUCAGGGUGAUUUUGUUGGAGUCUUCAAACCACUUACAGUUUCCCACUUUUCAAGAUGAAAUUACAAAACUGAAAGAUGAAAAAAGUUCCAGUAUGAACUCUACAGAUCAUGAUCUUUCUACAAUGAUUUGUGACUCAAAUAAUCAAGAUUGCAAGUCAAAUCUGCUGCGUCAGUACUUCUGCCCAGUAAACUCAAUUUUCUUGAAAAAUGGCAUGUCCACUAACUUACAAGUUAAUUUUCUUCCAUUUGAACUUGGCAAACGCUACUGUGCUAUCAUUUUCACCAAUGAAGAGAUUGGUGACUUUGUGUAUAUGAUUGAAGGAAUGGGUACUCCACCUCUGCCUUCUACGGUCACUCCUGUGAUUAGCCCAAAUGUUUUCCAAAUGAAGAAUGGAAAUACAGAUGCACAGAACAUAUGCUAUUUUAAAUGCAAGGAAAAUAGUAGACUGGAGGAAGAUCUGAAAAUUCCAUUGGUAAAUGAAAGAAGAGAGAAGGCAUUGGCACUUGCGGCUCAGAUGCAGAUGACAUUGUUAGAGUAUGAACGUAGAAAAGUUACCGGAACGUUGGAGAGCAGCAGUUUGCGAGCUGCAGUAGCUUCAUCAGGAGGAAAUUGUGAAGAGAUCAAAGCCUCACUACGAUCUUCAUCAUUCUCAUCCACUUCCAAAAAGUGCCAGACAAUUGACUAUGAUGUGGAAAUAAGCAUGGCACAGUAUUUUAAGGUCCCAAGGAAAAUCAGCAUUCCAGUCUCUACAAGAAAUCGAGUUACUGCAAAGUCAGUAUCUGUGGAAGGAGAACAGGACCAAGAUAAAGAAAAAGGAGUUUUAUUACCAGUGAAAUUUUUCCCUGAGAAACCUGGCCGCUAUACCUGCAAAAUUUUGCUACGUUCCUAUCAUGAUGUACGAGUCUAUAUGAUUGAGUGCGUUGUCAAUCCGUGCAGCACAGAAACAGAAUUGGAAUUUAUUACCCCGGCCUGUGAAGCACUGAUUCAAGAUAUUCCAAUAUGCAAUAUGACUCAACAAGACUGGAAGCUAAAAGCUAUUCUUCAAGUAGAUCGAUUCUAUGGUCCUCCAUUCUUGUAUAUCCCAGCUGGUGAAACAGCACAGUACCCACUAUUAUUUAAACCUACUGUUGAAUGCUGUAGCAUGGGUACACUAAUUCUUCAAAAUGAAACAGAUGGUACUGAACAUAUAUUUGGCCUCAGAGGUAUUGGCCAAGAACCCCUGGCUCUUGAUCAUAUCGUGAUAGAUUGCCAAGUAAGACAAAUUACACAGAAGGUCCUUAUGGUACCCAAUUAUACCAACGACAGAUUGACUUUCAAGGUGGCGUCAGACAUUCCAAUCAUUGGCGGAUCUCAAACAUUAACCAUUAAACCUGGUACAUCAUCUCCCUUUACUCUGAGUAUAUCUCCAUGGAAACGUGGAUUGUUCCAAGGUGUAAUCUCCUUUGUUGCGGGAGAUGGAGAACAGCAAUAUCAAUGUGGCAACCCACCAGUUUCUGCAGAUGGUACUGAAGCUGUUCAAAUAGAUGAUAUUCAGAUUGCUAAUGCAGGGAUAGCAGGUAGAGAAUCAGCACCUUACAAAGUUUGGUUUUCAGUGGAAAUUAACAGUAUGCCUGCACCACCAGAGAGAACGAUUGACGUCACUUGUUCUGUUUUAAAAUCUGUUGGGGUAAAUAUACCAAUUACCAAUCCCACAAUGGAUGUCCUUAAUUUCCAUGUGCUUGUGAAUGGUGAUGGAAUCACUGGAGAUGAUGUUUUCACUCUACAGCCAAGAGAAACUUUCUCCUAUGUAGCAAAGUUUUCCCCAACUAAGACUGGGAGUUGUAAUGGAAGUGUGAUUUUUCAAUGUGAAGCAUUUGGAGAAUUCUGGUACAAUUUAGUGCUGACAGCAGAGAAGCCAGAUUCUGUUACGAUUCCUGAAGUAUUCUGUGAACUGGGGAAAUGGAUGCGUCUCUCUCUUCCACUGGUGAAUUCAACACAGGAAACCUAUGAGUUAUAUGCUGUCAACAGUAACCCUGAGCACUUCUUGGUGGAAUUGGAUGGCAGUAAACCACUUUCAAUUCCACCUAAUUCCACCACUGAAGUCCCUGUUCAGUUCUGUCCGUCCUCCCUUGGGAAAGGAAGUCAAACAACAUCUAUAGCUUUUAAAAAUCCACAGCUUGAAGAAUGGACAUUCCAUUUAUCAGGAGUAGGUCUUAUUCCUCAACCUAUGGAACCAGCAAGCCUUAGCACCAAUGUUGGAAGCCUUGCCUCUAUCAACAUUUCCUUUAAGAACCCUACAAAUGAGAAUGUUCUUGUUGAUGUUAUCCUAACAGAUCAAGAACAGACCAUGCAUCGGCUUAGUGCAUCAGUUCUGCGCCAUUCCAUCAAUAAAGAGCCAGCGUUCUGUCUGCCCCUGAAGCAAACACAAGGCAUUCCCUUAUUUGCCAAGGAAAAGCUGGAUAUUCCAGUACUUUUUGCCCCAGAUACUAUGAAACUCUACGAAGCUUUGGUAGUUGUGCACAUGGUGAAAGCAGAUGGAGACAACUGGGAUCAUGGUAAUUUUGAAGAUAUAAGUACAGAACUGAAAAGCAUUUCGAAGACAGAGGAUGGAGAUAUUUCAGGUAUACGAUGGAUCUAUCCAAUUCAUGGAAUUCCAGAAGCUCAGCCAUCCAACUUUGCUCCAGCUGUGGUGAGCUGUCAAGCAAGAUGUAGGACAGAAGAGAGAGUAGAAGUAUUGCUGACUGGUGUUGCUCCUGGUCAGACUGCAAUGCCAGCAUCGAGUCAAAAUCUAAAACCUAUGGAAAGGACGAUGGCACAUGUACAAGAGGAAGUUCAAGUCAGCAAUGGUUUUAGAACUACAGAAGAAUUUUUAUAUGAAAUUAGGUAUGAAUCUGAAGAAUCAAAAUCUCAUCUGGAACCAUCUGUGGGAAUUGAACUAGUGAGAAAGGAACGUGAUACACCAUCUGGGAUUGUCACAUUAAUCUUCAACAUCAUUUUUGCACCCAAUAAGUCAAUGAGGCACUCUGCUCUACUAGUUGUACAAUGUGUAACCGGUGGAAUAUGGAAGUUCCCGAUUCACUUUGUAGCGACUGAACCAAAUGUAGAUGAUGUCAUUCAGAUUGAAGCAGUCGGACUUAACAAAGAAUCAGCUGUUGGCUUCAGAUUAACUAGUCAUACAAGGUACCCAGAGCCGUUCAGUGCAUACUUUAUACAAGGAAGUGAUCUGGAAUUCUCAGUAUCUCCACAGUCUGGAGAACUGCUUCCCCUUGGAACAGCAGGGACAUUAAUUACGGUUGGUUUUAAGCCUUCAAUGUACAGCAAGAAGCACAGAGCAACACUAGUAGUACAGUCAUCGUCUAUGCAAUGGACUUAUGAGAUCAAUGGACUUCCUCCAAAAACCACUCCACCUACAAAUGUCUCCCCGAAAAUAUGUUCCUUGGGUAUGAGAAAAUCAAUGACUUGUCAAAAACGUAACUUUUUACGCGAAAACCUGAAACUUACAACGACAGCAGUGUCUUCCCCAGUUAAGGGAGCUUCUUUAAUGUUCAGCACAAAGUAA